Messenger RNA from Medicago truncatula (barrel medic), 390 nucleotides. Its product is annotated as serine/threonine-protein kinase rio2-like. The transcript has 5 exons. The record is from RefSeq and is a predicted model, not a curated record. NCBI's taxonomy places the organism in Eukaryota, Viridiplantae, Streptophyta, Magnoliopsida, Fabales, Fabaceae. The coding region runs from base 1 to 390 and encodes 129 amino acids.
AUGUAUUCAAGGUGCAAUUUCAGAUAUGCUCGGAAAGUUGGUUUCCCUUCGAUGGAAGCGAUUCGUAGUGUUUUAUUCGGCCAUGAUGAUGAUGAUGACGAGGAGGAGGAGGAGAAUGGUGACGAUGAUGAGGAGGAUGUCGGCGAGGAGGAGGAGGAGAAUGGUGAUGACGAUGACGAUGAUGAGGAGGAUGGUGACGAAGAAAUUGAGAAUUUGGGAGCUGAGGAGCAUAAGAAACUCUUAAGGAAGCGCUUUUGUCCAACAACUUCAGAGCUGAAGGAAGAAGAAGAAGAAGAAGAAGAAGAAGUAGAGCAUCAUCAGGAAGACAUUCCAAGCACUUCAACUGUUGAUGAUCCCAACAGUCGAUGGAGUCCUUCUCCUUGUUCGUGA